CUGCUCAACAACAGGAAGAAGUGAUCGCUUACGCACGUGAGUCACGUCAAGUUUUGACAGACUGAAAGACGGUGAUAUUCCUGGGGGAGCUUUAUUGGACCACACACCAGGGCUUUUAUACUGAAAGUCCUGAGCAGAAGUGCUGCUGCCUGUUCUCACUGCCUUGACACUGACAGAAAGUCUAACAACUGCAUAGAAAUGGAGUGUCAGUGUGAAAAGGACAACUCUGAGGAUGCUUUCUCGGGCUGGUGGGAGAACAGCAACAGCCUCCAGAUGGGAGCCUUUACUGUGGUGGGGUAUCUCCUCUACAGAUUCUCACAGACACUCCCAGCUCUGAUCCGAUGGCCAAUUCGUCUCUUCUGCUCUUUAACUGGUCUAACGGCUCUUUGGAGCUGGGUAAGCAAACUUGUGGGAACGCUCCGAGGAAUCCAGAGCCUGUUUAAAUGGCUGUCACGGCUGUGGCGAUUCGUUGUAGCAUUUCUCUCCAAGUUCAAGUGGCUGGUUGCUGUCAUCAAAUCCAUCUCAGAAGGAGAAGUGGAGUCCAAGACCAAUCCAACCAGCAGGAGUCCCAACAAACCAGACCUGAGGCUGAUCCUUCUUGGCCCCACUGGUGGAGGACGGACCUCUCUGGCAGACACAUUGUUAGGCAAGACUGAUGCACCCAUGGGUCCUCUGAUGGAAAGCACCAGGCGAAGGACAGUAGUGGAUGGUAGAGAAGUUACAGUGAUCGACACCCCAGAUCUUCUGGGGCCAUCACUAGGGAACAACAAGAGAGCCAGGGAAGCUUUAAGGAGCCUCCAGCUUGCCGGUCCUGGACCACACGCCUUCCUGCUAGUGAUCCAGGUUUCAGGCUCCAGCAUGGGGGCCGACCAAAAUGCUACCCAGGCAGUCCAAGCCGCCCUGGAACUGUUUGGAGACGGGGUCGUGGGGUACAUCAUCCCAGUGCUUGUCCAUGCAGACCGCCUGGGUAAAAGGCAGACUGUAGAUCAGCUGCUGGAUGUGGACACUGGGGAUCUGAGAAGGGCUGUGUCUCUAUGCGGCCAGAGACCUGAGCUGGUGGACAACAGGCCAGACUGCCCCCCAGAGGAGCAGAGUGUGAUGCACAGGCAGCUGGUGGGGCGUGUGAUGGAGGUGAAGGAGCUGAGGGGGCAGUUCGUCCACGAGCUGCAGAGGAGGGAGGACCACAUCAGGGAGGAGCUGCUGAAUGACAUGGCCUCUGCACUGGCUAGAAAACUGGGACACACGUAAAUAAGAGAAAGAGGAGAGUUAGUGUUGCUGGUGUGCGUUUCUGUGUGAAAGAGUUGCUGGGCCAGUGAAUAAAUAAGGAGGCAGGAUUCAUUCAUGUGUUAAACAUGCAAUUUUGACUUUAAGUGCAAGGGUGAUUUUCUGCUCGAGUUAUUCUUGUCACUCUGCUGGUUUACCACUGCCCAAAUGAAUUUACUACUACUGGUGGCCCUGUCGGUUUUCAACAUGCCGCAGAUGCUUUUGGUCAGAUAUAGAUACAGUCUUUAUUGUCCCACAGGAAAUUUGUUUUCACAGUCUGUACAAUUGCAACAGAAACAUACUGCUAACCAUACAAAGUACUUACAUCACACAAUACCAUGGUCACACAAACUUAAUUUUCCUAUUUUGAUGUGUUGUAAUUCUCCAGUGUCUGUAUAUUCUUGUAUGUGCCUCCUGUUUUCAUACUCUGCUCCAGUGCUUGGUCCUCCUCUGUCUUCUAUAAUUUAUAAGAGAUAUCAAACUUUAAAGAUGAUCGGAGAAAAUAAACUGAAGUCACAUCAUGA
Toxotes jaculatrix (banded archerfish) is the source of this 1787-nucleotide messenger RNA. RefSeq names its product immune-associated nucleotide-binding protein 5-like. The transcript is spliced from 8 exons. NCBI's taxonomy places the organism in Eukaryota, Metazoa, Chordata, Actinopteri, Toxotidae. The coding region runs from base 199 to 1248 and encodes 349 amino acids. Gene Ontology annotation, molecular function: GTP binding. The record is from RefSeq and is a predicted model, not a curated record.